This is a messenger RNA of Staurois parvus, 1514 nucleotides long. NCBI's taxonomy places the organism in Eukaryota, Metazoa, Chordata, Amphibia, Anura, Ranidae. The record is from the annotation of a GenBank genome assembly.
AUGGGUGAUACAGAGUACAUACUGGCCUUUCAUAGGAUUGUAAUGCCCAUUGCUUAUGAGUUUAAUCCGCAGCUGGUUUUGAUAUCUGCUGGUUUUGACGCUGCUCGUGGAGACCCACUUGGAGGCUGCCGUGUCUCUCCGGAAGGCUACGCUCACAUGACACACCUCCUGAUGGGUCUGGCAGGUGGCAAAGUAGUGGUCGUUCUGGAGGGUGGCUAUAAUCUGACCUCCAUCUCAGAAUCCAUGUCUAUGUGUACUCGGACACUUCUCGGAGAUCCCCUUCCUCACUUGUCUGACUUGCAUCCUCCCCGUCCAUCAGCACUGCGUACAAUCUCCAAUGUCCUAAGUGUCCAUCACAAAUACUGGCUCAGCCUCAGGUUGAAAGUUGAGCCACCUCCACCCUCAGAGGUAUCAAAGAAGGUGCGUUGGACACCACAGAAGGAACAUCCAAGCAAAGUCGUACCUACGGUUGAGUCUUCAUCCUCCCCACAACUCAAGACCCCUUCCCCUGGAAGGAAUAUUGAAGAAACACAGAGUCCCCAGAAAUUAGAUUUGACUGGUUUCAAAGCUGAUGAUGAUAUUCUGAACCCCAGGUCUGAAAUUGUGGAGGUGAAAGGUUCGCCGCCUGUAGCCUUCAGGAAUGAGUCCAAUGACAGUGUCUCCAGCAUAGACAAUUUUUCUGUAACCUAUUCUACAGAAGAAAGUAUGGAAACACCAUCGUGGAGAACAGUCAGACCUUGGGUAGUGUUGUGGAGCCUUCACCUCAAAAAUCAGACAGUACUGAAAUAGCUAAACACAAACUCAAAGAGACCUCAAAUAAUAAGGAUGAAGUCUUCAAUCCUCUCUUAGCUAACUUAGCUGAAGUAGAGACUAAAGAAGAGUUGACGGUUGAGGUGGAGGCUCUUGGCCAAGAUUCAGUGCACAUAGGUUCUAAUGAAGGCGAGUCACUGGGGACAGUCAUUGAAAUACAGGUUUUAGAAACAACGCAAGAUAUUUUGAUGUCUGAUGACCGGCCUGAAAGCUCUGUGGAGGAACUGCUUAGAGACUUGAAACUGGAUGAUAGUAAAAACACAUCAGCCGCAAGUAUUAGUGACAGUGAACCUGCUGGUGGGGCGAGAAAGAAGAUAUUUGCUGUAGUACAGCAAGUGGCUAAUAGUUCAGAAGAAGCCUCUGGGGAAAUGUUUGCAGUGACACCACUUUCCUGGUGUCCUCAUCUGGAGUCACUCUGUGAGCUGCCCCCUUGUGGGCUGGAGGUGACACAGCCGUGUGCUGCUUGUGAUACAGACAUAGAGAACUGGGUGUGCCUGACAUGUUAUGUGGUUCUGUGUGGGAGGUAUGUCUCUCAGCACAUGGUAUCUCAUGGAGUUUCGUCUGGUCACAACCUUGUACUCAGCUUCUCUGACCUGUCUGUCUGGUGUUAUGGCUGUGACGCUUAUAUUCAUAAUGAGGUUCUGAUUCCAGCAAAACAGUCAGCCUACUACUCCAAGUUUGGCGAGGAAAUGCCUGGAGCAUAA